Pogona vitticeps (central bearded dragon) is the source of this 1406-nucleotide messenger RNA. RefSeq names its product DnaJ heat shock protein family (Hsp40) member C9 (gene DNAJC9). NCBI's taxonomy places the organism in Eukaryota, Metazoa, Chordata, Lepidosauria, Squamata, Agamidae. Gene Ontology annotation, molecular function: heat shock protein binding. Gene Ontology annotation, cellular component: cytoplasm; nucleus. The record is from RefSeq and is a predicted model, not a curated record.
CGCGCGCCGGGUGGAGGAGGAGGAGGAGGAGGGUGCGGGCGCGCGUUCCUCGCAGGCGAUGGGGCUGCUCGAGCUCUGUCGGGACGCUUUCGGCGCCGGCGACCUGUACGAGGUGCUGGGCGUGAGGCGCGAGGCUUCGGCGAAUGAAAUCCGCCGGGGCUACCACAAGGUUUCCCUUCGGGUGCAUCCUGACCGCGCUGACCCGGCCGACAAAGAGGAGGCCACCUUGCAUUUCCAGAUCCUAGGUAAGGUGUAUGCAGUGCUAAGUGAUAAGGAGCAGCGAGCUCUGUAUGACGAGCAGGGGAUUGUGGACGAGGAGUCAACGGUGCUGACCCAGGACCGUAACUGGGAGGAGUACUGGAGGCUACUCUUCAAAAAAAUAACUGUAAAAGACAUCGAAGAUUUUGAGAAGAAGUACAAAGAUUCUGCGGAAGAACUAGAGGAUGUUAAAGCAGCAUAUGAGGACUUUAAAGGAGAUAUGGACAAAAUUAUGGAAUCUGUGCUGUGUGUUGAUUAUACGGAUGAACCCAGAAUAAGAAAGAUUAUCCAGCAGGCCAUUGACUCUGGAGAACUUCCAUCCUAUAAAGCCUUUGUAAAAGAGUCUAAGCAAAAGAUAAAUGCAAGGAAAAGAAGGGCCGAAAAAGAAGCUAAAGAGGCAGAAAAAUCCAGAGAAGAACUAGGUCUUGGUGAAGGUGAAGAUGACCUGAAAGCACUAAUUCAGAAGAGAAAUGAAAACCGAAAAAGGGAAAUGGAUGACUUUCUGACUCAGAUGGAAGAAAAAUAUGGAAAUAAAGCCAAAAAAGGAGGAAAGAAAACAGCGUCCAAGAAAGGAAUAAAAUGACCAACUUUAACAUCAUUUUAGGAAUGCCAGGUAUUAAAAGAUGCUUUCAUCAACACAUUGCUGUAGGAUAGAAGAGACAUCCAGCAAAAGAGACAUAAAACAAUAGAUGCCAAGAAACUCCUCAAAGUGCUGUGGGAUUCUAGAUGCUGUCUGACAGGAUUGCAGCGGUCAGAAAAGGUUGCUAUGAACAGUGAGGAUACUCUUGAUACAGAAAACUUUCUAUCAAAGUCUAAAAAUAGUGCUAACCUGUAUUUUUGCAAAACAUUACUGAUUUUGGCAAUAGUUAAGUAACUUUUUAAAACGCUUAUCAAAUGAGGCAAAUUUUGCUUGCUGAGGUUUUAAACACUUGAUAAAAUAAAUAAAAGAUGUUUUUGAAGUGUAUGAAAAAUUAUUCUUACAUGAGGAAUAUAUAUGGCUAACACAAUUUGGGAUGAUCUUUCCAUAAAGUUCUGUAAAGGAAAACACUGAUAAGAUAUAGCAAGUAAUGUUGUUUAGUAUAAUAGAAUUAUCAUAUAAUUAUCAUAGUAAGCCUGUUUGGAGGACUUCAUAAAGAGUAUGGGUGCUA